This is a messenger RNA of Selaginella moellendorffii, 1280 nucleotides long. Its product is annotated as serine/threonine-protein kinase SRK2A. The record is from RefSeq and is a predicted model, not a curated record. Gene Ontology annotation, biological process: intracellular signal transduction; protein phosphorylation. The transcript is spliced from 9 exons. NCBI's taxonomy places the organism in Eukaryota, Viridiplantae, Streptophyta, Lycopodiopsida, Selaginellales, Selaginellaceae. Bases 63 to 1145 code for a protein of 360 amino acids. Gene Ontology annotation, molecular function: protein serine/threonine kinase activity; ATP binding.
UGCGCUGCGGUAGUGCUUUUGCUUCUGCUAGGGCUUUUGGAUUGGCUCGCAGAUCCGGCGCCAUGGACGACAGCGGAGUGGAGGGCGAGGCCGCGGGCGCCACCGCCGCCGCUGGUCCGGAUUAUCCGCUCCUCCACGACACGGAGCGCUUCGAGCUGGUGCGGGACAUAGGGUCGGGAAAUUUCGCUGUGGCGAGGCUCGUCCGCGAUCGCGUCACACAGGAAUUGUUCGCGGUCAAGUACAUUGAGCGCGGGGACAAGAUUGAUGAGAAAGUCCAGAGGGAGAUUAUCAACCACCGCUCAAUGCGACAUCCCAAUAUCGUGCGCUUCAAGGAGGUCAUGCUGACGCCUACUCAUCUCGCUAUUGUCAUGGAAUACGCUGCCGGCGGUGAGCUCUUCGAGAGGAUUUGCAACGCGACCAGAUUUAGUGAAGACGAGGCAAGGUUCUUCUUUCAGCAGCUAAUUUCCGGUGUGAGUUACUGCCACAACAUGGAAGUCUGCCACCGGGAUCUAAAGCUGGAGAACACGCUACUCGACGGCAGCCCGGCUCCACGUCUCAAAAUUUGUGACUUCGGCUACUCAAAGUCGUCCGUUUUUGAUUCGCAGCCAAAGUCAACAGUGGGAACCCCGGCAUACAUUGCACCGGAGGUGCUGUCCACCAAGAACUACGAUGGGAAGAUUGCAGAUGUAUGGUCCUGCGGCGUCACCCUGUAUGUCAUGCUCGUCGGUGCCUACCCCUUCGAGGACCCGGAGGAUCCCAAAAACUUUCGCAAGACGAUUGGAAGAAUACUUAACGUCCAGUACUCCAUCCCGCAAUCGGUGGACAUCUCUCCAGAGGCGCAUGAUCUCUUGUCCCGCAUUUUUGUUGGGAAUCCCAACCAGAGGAUCAACAUUGCCGGUAUAAAGAACCACCCGUGGUUCCUCAAGAACUUACCAUCGGAGCUGAGCGAUGCUGGCACGAGCACCGUGGACGAUCCAAGCCAUCCUCAAAGCAUCGAGGAUAUAAUGCGGAUCAUAACCGAGGCAAGGAUUCCCGGCGUUCGGGAGUACCUGGACAACGGGGGCCUGGAUUUUGACGACAUGGAUUUGGAGAACGACUUAGACCCAGACGUGGACAGCAGUGGAGAAUUCGUGUGUGCCUUGUAGUAAGAAAAAGGCGAUGAAGUGUUAAAAGAAGAAAGAAUCAUAUCGGCCCUGUUUAUUUCUACAACGCGGGAUGUAAAAGAAACUAGUCAUACCUAUGUUAAGUAUAUCAGAAAUCCAUUAUAUCCAUAUCGUUAA